Molecule: messenger RNA, 1059 nt
Organism: Labeo rohita (rohu)
Lineage: Eukaryota; Metazoa; Chordata; Actinopteri; Cypriniformes; Cyprinidae
Product: E3 SUMO-protein ligase ZBED1
Exons: 2
Coding region: 1-1059 (352 amino acids)
Molecular function (GO): protein dimerization activity
Source: RefSeq, a predicted model, not a curated record
AUGGGCGUUCACCAGAUGUCCCGACUCCUCGGCAGAGUGAGGAAAGUUGUCACGUUUUGUCACCGCAACACAACAGCUGCAGCUGUGUUGAAGGAGAAACAGGUGAUGCUACAGCUGCCCUUACACAAGCUGGUCCAGGAUGUGGCUACUAGGUGGAACUCUAGCCAUGACAUGCUUGAGUGCUACCUUGAGCAGCAGGAUGCUGUUUUCUCGGCAUUAACAGACAAGAGUGUCAAGAAGAACAUUAAAGACAUCGUCACUCUAUCUGAUGAUGAUGUGAAACUAGCUGAGGACGUGGUCCAGGUUCUUAAACCUUUGAAAACUGUGACAACCCUCAUGAGCAUUGAGCAGAUUCCAACUAUUUCAAUGAUCUUGCCAUUGAAACACAGAAUCCUGGCCUCCAUGAAGCACAGUGGCUCUGACUCAACAGUAGUGAAAGACAUCAAAGCUGCUAUUGCACAUGACUUCGAGGACAGAUACCCUGAUACGGAUAGGGCACUAAUUCAGUUUCUUCAUAUGAGUACUGCACUUGACCCCUGUUUCAAAUCUCUACCUUUCCUUGAUGAGACCACCCGGCACACAAUCUUCAAGAGUCUGACUGAGAGAAUUCUGGACGAUUGUUCACAGACUGUUCAGGCCCAAACUUCCAGGGAUGAGACAGAGGAGCAAUCAGAGAUAGCCUCCAGCAGCAGUGACUGUCCUCCUCCAGCCAAAAGAGCACCAAUGGCUGAACUGUUUGGAGACAUCUUUCCAAUUGAACAGGCAUCAUCAUCAUCCAAGUCUUUGUCUGAAGUGGUGGAUGAGGAGGUGCAGUAUUACAGAGCAGUGCAGAGCCUCUCAGUGGACUCAAAUCCACUUGUGUGGUGGAAGGACAACCAGAACCAGUUCCCCCAUUUAGCCAAGUUGGCUAAAAUUUACCUUGGAAUCCCAGCCACAUCUGUCCCCAGUGAGAGAGUAUUUUCUACUGCAGGUGACAUUGUCACAGCACAGAGAGCACGCCUCUCACCAGACAAUGUUGACAUGAUGGUGUUUCUGAAGAAGAAUUUUCAACUCCCUUAA